ACGCACACAGACACACACAGUGGGAGGCGGGGUUAUGAUGUUAAUGCAACACAGAGUUGAGCUUCAAUGAACUAGAAGGUGUCCAGAUGAGCGCUGAUGUAUAAGAUAUAUUUUUUAAACGAGCUUUUUUUUUUUUUGCCUUUCUUUUAAAAACAAUUUGUUUCCGCCUGAAUUUACUUCUUUCUCUUUUACUUCUUGUUUUGUGGUAUGACAACAAAGCAAAAUCCCGUGAUUCUCUUCUGCGCCCUUGACACGAAAGUAUCACAACUCGGUGUAAAGUUCAGGGACGAAUGAGUCGUCACUAAACCUGCACAGAUAUCCAAGAGGACAGCGAAGGUUAAAGAAAAUGUGCAUCAAAUCCGAGUUUCCUUCUGCCGACUGGAUCCACACAAAGAAAAGACACCGAGGGAAAGUUAUGCAAAGUUGUUAAAUCCCGCUGGUGUUUGUCCCCUCCGCGGCGAGAAGGAGGUAGCCGACAUGAGGGUGUGUAACCGGGGUGUCAUGAUGCUGCUGACCACGGCGGGAGCUUUCUGCGCCUUCAGCCUCAUGACCAUCGCCGUUGGCACGGACUACUGGCUGUACUCUCGAGGAGUGUGUCGCUCCAAGAGCCAAAACGACAACGACACCGUCCGCAAAAAUGAGGAGGUCCUGACCCACUCCGGUCUGUGGAGGACCUGCUGCACCGAGGGUACAUUUCGGGGUGUUUGCAAAGACAUCGACCAUUUUGCUGAAGAUGGAGACUAUGAGCAGGACGCUGCAGAGUAUUUACUACGAGCAGUACGAGCCUCCAGCCUGUUCCCCAUCCUCAGCGUGGGGUUAUUAUUCCUCGGAGGUGUUUGUGUAGCUGCCAGUGAGUUCUACAAGUCACGCUACAAUGUCAUCCUCUGUGCAGGGAUACUCUUUGUUUCUGCAGGUCUCAGCAACAUUAUUGGUAUUAUCGUCUACAUAUCAGCCAACUCCGGUGACCCCAGCCAGAGCGACAACAAGAAGAGCUACGCAUACGGCUGGUCUUUUUAUUUCGGAGCUCUGUCCUUCGUGCUGGCUGAGAUGGUGGGCGUCCUGGCCGUGCAUGUUUUUAUAGAAAAACACCGUCAGCUCCGCACUAAAGGCCGGCCCUCCCUCAUGAAGCCGCCCGUCUCCCGCACCUCGUCUUACUUCCGCAAUCGGUACUACAGCAACCGCAGCCGCAGGUACAGCUCCAGGAGCAACCACAGUGUAGGAGACUCCAACUUACAGUCCUUUCAGACAUCCUUGCUAAGGGACAGAGAGCCAUCCCUCUCAGAUGAUUCUAAGAUCACAAUGGCAGGUUUGCCAUCACCUGUGACAGUGGGGUCAGAGUUCAUGCUCUACACUUUGGCCUCACCGCUCAAAGACAGUGAAAUUGACAUGGAUGAAGAUGAUUUAACUACUGCAGCUGCUCACAACAACACAGAGAUGCUGCCGGGAAACUGUGCGGCCAACAGAAGGACGACGCCUGUUUAAGAGGAGAGGAAGUGAGAGGAACUUCUAUUAGAAGAAAACAUUGAACGAGAAGAAGUUCUCUUCCUUCUUAGAAUGAGAAUAAUGAAAACAUUGGAGUCUGAAAUGGGGGUGAAGAAACUUAUGAGUUUAAUAUUUUUGCAAUAUGUUAAGUGUUUGAAAUAUUAAGAAUUGAAAAUCCUCCAUUGCAUUCCAAAACUGAAGUGACAUCUCCAGGUUACAACCAACAGUCUUGAAACAAAAGACAUGAAUUUACUUUUCUAUUAAACAACAAGAAAAGAUCAAAAUCAUGUUGAGAAGCUAUACACAAAGUAUGUUCAAAGGAUGCUGUUUUCUAAUUAUCUUAAUGUUCCAGCUCUGAACACAAUUAAUCUGUAUCAUCAGAAAAAUCAGAUAAACAGCAACACAAUGUUGAAGUCUGAUAGUUUUGUGCUCUUAUAUGUAAUUGUGCUUGGCUAUUACAUUUGCUAUAUCUUGAGUAUAUCUUUAUUCUCUGUGUGUGUAAGAGUGAAUUUGGUUACAGGAAUAUGAGUGUAAUACAGACAUGCAGAGAGAGGCAGAUUGGAGUCCACGGAAAUAAGAAACUAGCUCCUAACAUUUACAACAAGGAAUGACAUUAUAAAAUCUGCCCUAUUCUUCUGCUGUGGACUUGGUCUCAAGAUUGAAAACACUACACUGAAUACUAGAACUAUUUCUCUCUCUCUCUCUCUCUCUCUCUCUCCCUCUCUCUCUCAGUUUUUUUGGAAUGUGUCUGGGUUUGUAUUGUAAAAAAUUGUAUGUGUAACAAGGUGUUGCCCUUAUAGGUAUGUCAGUGAGUCUUUGUUUACAUUAAAUAAAGAUUAUAAAUUCAAACAAAAUUGAAACUUUUGAUUGAGACAAGUUUGGUUCUAGGUGAAGUGUAAUUUCUUCUGGACUGUACCUAUCACGUGUCUGUCUGGUAAAGAAAUAGAAGGAGGAUAUUCAAAUAUGUGGGAACAGCAGCAAAUGCCAGGUACAA
Molecule: messenger RNA, 2476 nt
Organism: Labrus mixtus (cuckoo wrasse)
Lineage: Eukaryota; Metazoa; Chordata; Actinopteri; Labriformes; Labridae
Gene: cacng3a
Product: calcium channel, voltage-dependent, gamma subunit 3a
Exons: 4
Coding region: 478-1482 (334 amino acids)
Biological process (GO): neurotransmitter receptor transport, postsynaptic endosome to lysosome; neurotransmitter receptor internalization; postsynaptic neurotransmitter receptor diffusion trapping
Cellular component (GO): AMPA glutamate receptor complex; postsynaptic density membrane
Molecular function (GO): channel regulator activity; voltage-gated calcium channel activity
Source: RefSeq, a predicted model, not a curated record